GCUUUUGAGAAUAAAAUCUUGGCUGACCAGAAAUACAACCUUUAUCUCAAACUGUAUGGGAAAGAUGUGACAUUAAUUAAGGGAGACAUUACUAAGCAAGAUGUGGAGUGCGUCAUAAAUCUAACUAACUGCUCAUUAAAUAGAAAUUUUGGCGUCUCUGCAGCAAUAUUAUCAGCAGCUGGAAGCAGUGUGAAGGACGAAUGUAAAACAUUGGCUCCCAUAACCACAGACAAGAUGGUGCUGACAAGUGGCGGGAACCUGAAAUGCAAGAAAAUCCUGCAUCUGAUUGGUCCAACAAGCUCAGAAGACAUGGUACCGGCACUGGAAAGAAUAUUAGAAGAAUGUGUAAAUCACUCCAUCAAAACUGUAGCACUGCCGGCCAUUGGAACAGGAAUGGCUUUCAUGAACCCCAGUGACUCAAUUACUAGAAUAAUAGAAGGCCUUAUACAACAUUUCGAGAAGAAUACACAUACGAGUCUCACCAAGAUCUGCAUCAUUGCUUUUACAAACAAGGUUUACCAAGCUUAUUCCCAGGCAUUUAAGACCAUAAGUUUUCAGAUACAGGAAUCAGAGCCUUAUUCAGGAGACAACUUUGACGCAUAUCUUCGCAACCCGCCAACAUGGACUGACAUGGACACUGAUGAAUAUAAGACCAUUGAGCUUUCAAAUAAAUCUAUAGAAUACAGGGAUAUUGAAAAGAAAUUCUAUGAAUCAGCCAAACCCUAUACUUGUAAAUUGAUUAAGAUCGAAAGAGUGCAGAAUGUUAAACUGUGGCAAAGUUAUCGUAUUCGAAAACUAUUUGCUGACAGACUUUCUCCGUAUCAGGAAAAUGAAAAACUACUCUUUCAUGGCACUAAUAUUGAAACAGCCCAGAAAAUCAUAAAAUAUGGAUUUAACAGGACUUAUUGUGGCAAAAAUGCAACGCUUUAUGGAUGUGGAACAUACUUUGCCCUAAAUGCAUGGUAUUCUUGUACUGACACAUACUCUGUUCCUGAUAAAGAUGGGCACAAACAUAUCAUUGUGGCUGAUGUGAUCACUGGCAAGUGGAGAAAAGGGGAAAGUCGCUAUAAAGAUGCCCCGCCGACUGGGGAAGACCCGGAAACUCGCUGUGACUCUGUAGUGGAUGAUGUUGACAAUCCCACAAUGUUUGUGAUCUUCUGUGAUGAUGGCGCCUACCCCAAAUACUCUAUCACUAUUAAACGCUGAGAUUACAUACAAGUUUUUCAAUGCCCCACUUCACUGGUAACUUGCAUUUUACAUUUUAUUAUAAAGGGGAACCUGUUACCCUAAGAAAUAAUUCCAAAUUUGUUUCUAUCAUGUUAGUUGUUCCCUUCUGUCUUACACAAUCACAGCCAGCUGGCAGCUGCCAUUUUGUGUACAUUGUUAGUAAGGCAAGUUUGCAUCACCCCAAUAUCUUGCUUUUUAGAUAAAAUGGGGGACCUGAUACCCAUGCACUGGCUACACUGGCUGGAAUAUAUAAGAAGUGCAAAUAUAUGCACCUAGGCAAAUAUAUGAUUGACAGCUGGGAUUUUUAAAUGCCUUUA
This is a messenger RNA of Xenopus tropicalis (tropical clawed frog), 1544 nucleotides long. RefSeq names its product protein mono-ADP-ribosyltransferase PARP15-like. The record is from RefSeq and is a predicted model, not a curated record. The coding region runs from base 235 to 1206 and encodes 323 amino acids. Gene Ontology annotation, biological process: negative regulation of DNA-templated transcription. Lineage: Eukaryota; Metazoa; Chordata; Amphibia; Anura; Pipidae. Gene Ontology annotation, cellular component: nucleus. The transcript has 9 exons. Gene Ontology annotation, molecular function: NAD+ poly-ADP-ribosyltransferase activity; glycosyltransferase activity; transferase activity.